CAGCUCUGCUCGAUGAGAUAUAGUGAUUUUGCCAACACAGCCCGAUUUAUAAACUGUUAUCAACGGACUAUAAUAUUUGUUAAUUAAAUCGGACUUCAUUAAUAUGAGUAAUCCACGAAUGUCACCAGUUAAUGAACACGAUAAAACUCGAGAUAUAGCAAGUCUAUAGAUCACAAUGACUACAAUGAAUGGCUAAAUGAAUUCCGGACAUUAAGGGUCUUCCUCAUUGAUGUAUAAUGAGAACGGGACUUCCUCCUCGGGAUAGAGAGCAGAGCAAACAAAUGAAAAUAAUAUCGCGAGUGAUUUAGGGAUAAAAUAAAGCCUAAGUAAUGGUAGCUCAUUAUUGUAUUUUUUUUCACCCACAAUAAAAGAAACCUGACAAGACAGUCGGUUGGGCUGUGCCCCGCCUCUUGCUACCGGAGACUCCACCAUCCCACAUUGCAUUGCGAAUGUGUUUGCUAGCAUUAGCGUUUAACAUUCAGUGGCGUUAGUGUUUUUGUAGGCAGGACAUGUUGGUUUAGUGAAUAACCUACUUUUUUUAUAUUAAUAACGACUCUUAGUGUAUUAAGUACAGCACACGCAAACAUGGAGAUCGGCACAGAGAUAAGCAAGAAAAUACGGGCUGCUAUCAAGGGAAAGCUUCAAGAACUCGGUGCCUAUGUUGACGAAGAGUUACCAGACUAUAUCAUGGUGAUGGUGGCCAACAAGAAGACUUCACAGCAGAUGUCUGAUGACCUGUCCCUCUUCCUCGGCAACAAUACCAUCAAGUUUACUGUCUGGUUACAUGGAGUCCUGGAGAAGCUGAGGUCUGUGGCUGUAGGUAAGUUCAGGUUACAUGGAGUCCUGGAGAAGCUGAGGUCUGUGGCUGUAGAACCCGCGUCCCUGAGGCCUCAGCUGUACUCCGACACUGGCACCUCGUCAGGGAAGAGUGAGUGGAAGGGGGAGGAGUCAAAGGGCCUUGCGGUGUCCAGCUCACGCUCUGAUAGGACAGAGGCCCGUGUGUCAAGCUCCGCCCAUGAGCACAGAAGGGUCUCCUCAGACAAAACCUCCUUGUCCCGCCUCACCUCCGCGGUCAAGCCCCUGAUGGACCCUCCCUCCUCUGAGGCCGUCAUCGACAUCAAGCCCGAGCUAGACGAUGACCUCAUCGGCGAGGACCCCGUGGACAUGGGCGUCCUCCCAGGUCGCCUGCGUGGAUCCACCUCCGGAGGAGGGCGGGCAUCAGCUCAGAUCUACAGGCCACCCCAGGGCAGGUCCUCCUCGGGGACAGGCAGGUCGGCGGACGCCUAUAGGUCCUCAGAAGGGUCCUCGGGGUCUCACAGCAGGCAGCAGCACAGCAGCUAUCACCUGGACAGUAGGAGCAGCAGAGACAGCAGGACAUACAGAGAUGGAGGCAGCAGCAGGCAGCAGGAGGAGGCUUCGAGGAAGCGCAAAGCCCCGGUGGUGAGCUCCGUGGUGCGGGUGAACCAGGCAGCAGACGGGGGUCGAGACAGUGAGGAGGAGGAGGAUGAUGAUGAUGAAGAUGAAGGAUACGGGGUCAAGAACCUGUCCAGCAGAGUGUCCCUGCCUUCCAAACCAGAACGCAAACCCUCCCUGCCCCCGGCCAAACAAGCCAACAAGAACCUGCUACUGAGGGCUAUGUCUGAGGCCCAGAUCUCUAUCAACAAGACUGCAGCCUACCCACCUAUACCACAGAGACAGACGGUUCCGGUGGCGCCCAGGACGCGUUCAACCGCUGACGAGAUGAACGCAGCCAUCCAGCUGGUUCAGGAGCACCUCCACGGCCUGGUCCCCAGGGGGCAGUCUUACACCCCCUCAGAGCCUCAGCCCCCCAGGCAGCUAGUAGUUCAGUCUCGGUCCCUGGCCUCUCGGCUGCAGUUAGACGUGCCAGAAGACACCAUGAGCGCACAGCACAGUGACUAUUUAGCUCUGGAGGUGGCUGAGGGGAGUGUUCUGAAGCCAUUUGACACACGCUCCUUCAUCGUGAGGAGACCUGAACUGGAGGAGGAGCUGGUUCCUGUCCGGAGCAGACUGGGACAACUGGACAAGGUGCCUAUGACGAGUAGGCUGGGGUUAGAGGAGGUGCCACCUCCUAUGAGGAGUGGACUGGAGGAAGUGCCACCUCCUAUGAGGAGUAGACGGGAGGAGACCGCAGUGCCUAUGAGGAGCAGGCUGGGAGCCAUGGUCAAGGAGGAGAUCCAGCCAGCUACUCCACGUAUGGUGCAGCCAGCCAGCAGUGAGAAGGCUGAAGCCGCGGGGUCAGCCAGUCCUAAAUUCAUUGUGACUCUGGAUGGGGUUCCUAGCCCCCUGGGUAACCUAGGAGACUGUGACAUGGAGGCAGACGACAGUUAUCCUAAACCAACCAAGACCACCAUGCCUGACCCCUCCAUCCACCUCGGAACAAAACCCAAACUCAGCAUCCACCACAGACUGCAGGGGGAACCACAAUACCCUGAUGAGUUAGGGAUGGAGACCGAGGAGGAGGAGGCGGGUCCUGUGAAGAGACAGAAGGUUCUGGAGAGGUGUAAGUUCUGGCCCGUCUGUAAGAGUGGAGAUGAGUGUGUUUACCACCACCCUACCACUCAGUGCAAAACCUUCCCCAGCUGUAAGUUUGGGGACAAAUGCCUGUUCGUCCAUCCUAACUGUAAGUUUGACGGCAAGUGUUCCAAACCAGAUUGUCCCUUCACUCACGUCAGCCGCAGAGGACCUGCCCCCUACGCCCCCCCAGUCAGACCAGUACCUCCAGUCCAGACCAGCAGUGUCUGCCGUUUCUUCCCAGAGUGUAAGAAGAUGGACUGUCUCUUCUACCACCCCAAGCCGUGUCGGUUUGGAGCCCAGUGUAAACGUACUGGCUGCACCUUCUACCACCCCACUGCCUCGGUCCCUCCCAGACACGCCCUCAAGUGGACUAAGGCCCAGAGCAGCUAGACUACAAGAGUACCUGAGACUGACCGAGUCAAGAUGAUGUGAAGCUAUAGAACAGGGUUCCCCAACUGGUGGCCCGCGGGCUAAAUUUGGCCCGCAGGUGAUUUUAUUUGCCCCCCCAACCCUCCGCCCCCAAGUUUUCUGAGCAAAAUAAAGUGUUUAUUAUUGUUGGACGUAAGACUGUAAAAACACCAGCAUUUCAGCUUCAAGUGAAAUUUUAACUUUGGGAUUGUGUUCCAAACUAUUCCCAUGCAUAAUAGAGAUUUGAUUGUAUACAAAUGUAAGCAAAGUUUGAAGUAAUUGUUUUAGUCAAAUAUAUCCGUUUGGGCUUCUUGCUGUCAAUUUACAGUCUACAAUUUUUAUUAUGUUCUGGCCCCCUGAACAUUCUUUAGAAUUUUGUGUUGCCCGUGAAUCUAGUUUUUGAUCCCUUCCUGUAGAAGAUAUGAUGAUACUGUUCAGUUAUUCUUUUAUUCUCUUACGGUUUAAUUAUCAACGAUCUGGUCAGUCCUUUUAUUUGUUUUUAUUUCAUUUUGUGAAACUGACAUUUUUUUUUUUUUUAACCAGACAAAACUUACAGGGUUUUGUAAAGUUGUUGUACUGCAUAUUUUGUUUUGAUAAUGUUGAAAGUAUAUUAAAAUACUCCCAUGUCAA
Salvelinus fontinalis (brook trout) is the source of this 3573-nucleotide messenger RNA. RefSeq names its product zinc finger CCCH-type containing 14 (gene zc3h14). The transcript has 18 exons. The coding region runs from base 586 to 2925 and encodes 779 amino acids. Gene Ontology annotation, molecular function: poly(A) binding. NCBI's taxonomy places the organism in Eukaryota, Metazoa, Chordata, Actinopteri, Salmoniformes, Salmonidae. The record is from RefSeq and is a predicted model, not a curated record. Gene Ontology annotation, biological process: regulation of mRNA stability. Gene Ontology annotation, cellular component: nucleus; cytoplasm.